AUGAGCUUGGGCCAGUCCCCAACCAGUGCUCGUCUUGGUGCGGUGGGGACUUUCACACAGAUUGGAGGUCCAGUGGACACGCCCUGGGCCACCUUCGGGGGCUCCACCCGCGCUCACGGGGGGUGGAUGUAUCAUGUUGCGUCCGAACCGUUGAACCGUGAUUCGAAAAACAAGGGCAGCGAGCCUGGUCGACCGGACUUUGCAGUCCCCGCUGACGGUGGGACAGCAGGACUUUUGGUCGGACAAGAAAUUAGUGUCGGGAUGUCGAGCAGGGAGACCCCGGUCAGCGAGGAUGAUGGCCGAGCAUUUUUCCUCGUUUCGUCGCGAUGUGUUGUACGGGCGGUUGAUUCGCUCCGGGGGAUUGUGGGAGAGAAGUGGGGAGUGUGGAGUGCGAAUCUGGCAAGUGCGGGACUUCCUUUCGACCUGCUCCUGGUGGUCCUCCCUAAUUGUCCUGAUUUCCCCCGAGACCAAUCCAACCACGACCGGUCUGGUCGCUCCUCCGAGCCCACCAUCGUGAUCACCGGAGACUCCCCGGGAAAAGUCAGAGAGGGGGCGCAAAGGUGUAACGACGCUAAGAGCGGGUCGCAUUGGUGGGAAAGGGAGGGGAGGCUGCAAGCGCCCGCCGAUCGACGAUCCGACCGGACAAUGACUGGCGGUGGCCACGACCACGUAGCGGGCGCCGGCCUAGAUCGUGGUGGAUUCACCGCCAGUUGCCCCCCUUGCGUGCAGACGUGGCACAGGAUUAUCUCAUGCCUCCACCGGGCUCCACCCGUUGAAGUUGAUGUGCUCGGAGGCCUCAGCUGGACUCUGACCAAAGACGGAGCAGACUGA
Molecule: messenger RNA, 831 nt
Organism: Penicillium argentinense
Lineage: Eukaryota; Fungi; Ascomycota; Eurotiomycetes; Eurotiales; Aspergillaceae
Exons: 3
Coding region: 1-831 (276 amino acids)
Source: RefSeq, a predicted model, not a curated record